AUGGAGAAAGAGGGAGAAAAAGGUACAGGGACAAAAGAGAAUAUCGGUUGCAAAGACAGCAAUACCAGGACUCCAGCAAACGCAUCCUGCAUCCAUGACCAUGGCAUUGUGAGUUGGAGAAGUCUGAUGAGAAAUCUUACUAAAUCAUUUGGUCAUUUAAUGGCCAACAUGGCAGAGAGAAACGUGAAAUUGUUCUCAGGGAGGGUGGUGCCAGCUCAGGGGGAAGAAACCUUUAAAAACUGGCUGAUCCAAGUCGGUGAGGUCCUGCCCGAUUGGAAUAUGUCUGAGGAGGGAAAACUUAAGUGCUGGCUUAAAACCCUGAGGGGCCCCGCGCGAGAGGUCAUGCAUUUGCUGCAGGCUGCGAUCCGCAACCUAAGUGUGGCAGAUUUCUUGCACGCCAUGAAAUUGGUGUUUGAGGAGUCUGAAAGCAGUGUGACCUCUCAUGGUAAAUUUUUUAACACCCUGCAGGCACAAGGGGAGAAAGCCUCCCUUUAUGUGAUCCGUUUAGAGGUGCAGCUCCAGAAUGCUAUUCAGGCAGGAGUCAUAGCUCAGAAAGAUACAAACCAGACUCAACUGCAGCAGCUCCUUUUAGGGGCUGAGCUGAAUGGGGACCUGCACUUUAGGCUCAAGAAUCUUCUCAGAAUGUAUGCAAGUGAGCAGGAGUGUCUCCCCAGUUUCCUGGAGUUAAUCAGAAUGAUUAGGGAGGAAGAGGAUUGGGAUGACACUUUCAUUAAAUCGUGUAUUUUUGGUCCUGGUUCUACACAUAUCCCCAGGACCUUUCUUAUGCCCAGAACCCCCGCUGGUGGAAGGAAAUUCAUCCCAGGAAUUGCUGGGGGAAUCAAUGACCAAUACCAAGUUAAAAGGGACGUUGAUUAUCAACUUUGA
This is a messenger RNA of Vicugna pacos (alpaca), 885 nucleotides long. The record is from RefSeq and is a predicted model, not a curated record. Lineage: Eukaryota; Metazoa; Chordata; Mammalia; Artiodactyla; Camelidae.